Monosiga brevicollis MX1 is the source of this 960-nucleotide messenger RNA. RefSeq lists its product as uncharacterized. The record is from RefSeq and is a predicted model, not a curated record. NCBI's taxonomy places the organism in Eukaryota, Choanoflagellata, Craspedida, Salpingoecidae. Gene Ontology annotation, biological process: generation of catalytic spliceosome for second transesterification step; RNA splicing. Bases 1 to 960 code for a protein of 319 amino acids. Gene Ontology annotation, cellular component: U2-type post-spliceosomal complex; U5 snRNP; U4/U6 x U5 tri-snRNP complex. The transcript has 6 exons.
AUGGAGGAUUUGUUGGGCAGUGUUCGCGCCGAGAUCUCGCGCAAGCGCGAGGACUUGCAAAAGGCCAACCUCAUCACCGAGGACUUGAUUGAUACCCGUCGUCGUCUGCAAGAGUUGGAGUUGGAAGAAGGCGAAAAGAACCCGGAGCGACAGCGCAACGAACUGAAGGAAGCGCUCGAGAACGUCGACGCCAUGAUCAUGAACGAAAUGCUGCAGCACGGCGAGGGCACGACCACCAAGUACGAGGUCAAGUACACUUGGCGCGACAUGCAACAGCUUGGCCUACAGCUGGGCAAGGAUGAUAGCAAGGACGCCGUCCUAUGUCGACGAUUUCUGCGCCACAUGUUGACGCAGUGGGGUUCCGACCUGGAGCACCGUGAUGAUGAACUAAAGCAGUCAUCCGAGGGCCGUCUGGCUACGGCCACCUUCACCCAAACCGAAGGCUACCUCAAGCCUUUGUUCAAGAUGUUGAAGACCAAGCAAGUCUCCUUUGAUGUCCUCUUUGCCUUGCGUGAGAUUGUCGAGGCCAUGUUGCAUCGCGACUACAUCUCGGCCAACGAUGCCUAUUUGCGUCUGGCCAUCGGCAACGCGGCCUGGCCCAUUGGUGUGACCAAUGUCGGUAUCCAUUCGCGUACAGGUCGUGAGCGCAUUUUCUCGCAGAAAAUCGCCCACGUCCUCAACGACGAGACGCAGCGCAAGUACAUCCAUGGUAUCAAGCGACUCAUGACUUUUGCCCAGAAGCGGUAUCCGAACGUUCCCUCCAAGUGCCUCGAAUUUAACGGCAUCCAGCAAGGGCUUUAUCCCAUUUCCCUGGAGGGCAACGAGAAGGUGAUGAAGCGUCUGGCUGCCGAGGAGGAAGCCGUUCGCCAGGCUGCCCGAGGUGUGGCCUCGGUGGAGGCUGCGCACAAGGACGAGGACGAGGAGGACAACAAGGCAGCCACCAGCAAGCCGAAAGCAUAA